AGAGCGCAGAGAAGGAGGAAGAGCGCGGGGCGGGCGCCGUGGUGCUGAGCGGGUGGCGGGGGGACGCCGCGCGGCUGGGCCCGGCCGCCGGGGACGAGGAGCGGGGCCACCGGGGCGGGUGCUGCGUGCCCUCUGCCCUGCUGCUGCCCCACCGGGCACGACCACGGUGAGCACACUGGGAGGUAGCUCGGGGCUGCACCCCGAAAGCUCUGCUCGCUGCCCUCAGCACCCUGCCAGAGCCGCGGGAGCGCCGUGUCUGCGAGGGAGGGCUGGAGCCCCCAUCAUGAGGAGCAGCCGGACCCCCAGCAUCCCCCCGCAGCCUCCCCGCUCCCGCUCCUGCCGCACCGCCCGGCUGCGGGGCUCGGCACGGGGCGCCCCGUCCCCAUGAGCAGCGCCUCAGCGGCUGCACGUCACCCGUCGGGACCCCCAGCCGCCGCCUCGCCUGGGCGCCGGGGGGCCGGGCCCCCACCUUCGCCUUCCCGACCCACCCCCGUGGGCCGGCUGAUGUGGGGCUGGGACCGCGGCACAGCGCGGCCAGCCUCCUGCCACUCGGGGGGAUGGCGGCGGCCAGCUGGUACCACCGGGACAUCAGCCGGGUGGUGGCUGAGGACCUGCUGGCCAAGGCCGGCAGGGACGGCUGCUUCCUGGUGCGGGACAGCGAGUCCGUGGCGGGGGCAUACGCCCUUUGCCUCCUGUUCCAGCGGCACGUCCACACCUACCGCAUCCUCCCCGACGACGAGGGGCUGCUCUCCGUCCAGACCAUCCAGGGCAUCCAGGCCAAGUGCUUCCGCACGCUCCCCGACCUGAUCGGCGCCUACCAGCAGCCCAACAACGGGCUGGUGACGCCCCUGCUCUACCCCGUGCACCGGCCCCGGGACGUGGCCGACGAGGACUCGGACGGGGAGGACGGCAGAGGGAACCAGGCAGGCAGCGCGGUCCCCGCUGGGGGGUCCGGGGGGAGCACGGGGCUCGGCGCUCCCCCUGCCCGGCCCCACAUCUCGCAGCAGCUGCAGCUGAGGCUGCAGGAGCAGGUCCACAGCAGCCCAGCCAGCGACUUCAUGGGCUUCAUGGCCGAGUACCUGACCCAGCACCUGCAGCUGGACCUGGAGGCGCUGCGCAACGGGCACCUGCAGCUGCGCCACCUCAGCACCGCCCUCGUCACCGCCUGCAGGGCGCUGCACAGUGAGAUCGACUUCACGUUGGCGGGGCUGGAGACCCUGGCCAGGGUGUUCGACCCCCCUGCGUCCCCUCGCAGCCCAGCCAGGGAGCAGGGCCUCCUGGCCAGCGAUCCCGACCUGGAGCUGCUCCUCAACAAGAUCUCUGCCGUCAACCACCUGCUGUCAUCGCUGGAGAAGAAGGUGCUGAGGUCCCUGCAGGAGACGGUGUCGCGGCACAACCUGGCGCUGCCCAGCCUGGCGGCCCCGCCGCCGGCCACCAAGCCCCUGGCCGUGCAGUGCUUCGAGGUGAAGGUGGGCAAGUCGCAGCGGGCAGCCCUGACGGUGGACGUGGAGCUGGGCACGGUGGCCAUCACCAAGAGGGGCAGCGGGUCGCCGGAGGAGACCAUCCCGCAGGACAAAAUCCUGCAGCUGAUUAAAUACCAGAGCGUGCAGAGCAAGGUGAGGCUGGUGUACGACCGCGACCUGCAGAGGAGCCUGAGCAAGGACUUCGUCUUCCCCAGCGCGCGGAAGCGAGAAGCCUUCUGCCAGCUGCUGCAGCUGAUGAAGAUCCAGCACUCCAACCUGGACGAGCCCGACCUCAUCUCGGUGUACGUCGGGACGUGGAACAUGGGCAGCGCCCCGCCGCCGCGCUCCCUCGCCUCCUGGCUGACCUCGCGGGGCUUGGGGCGCACGCAGGACGAGACCACCGCCUGCAUCCCCCACGACAUCUACGUCAUCGGCACCCAGGAGAACUCCCUGGGCGACCGCGAGUGGGUCGAGUUCCUGCGCGCCUCCCUCAAGACGCUGAUGGCCAUCGACUACCGAGUGGUCGCCCUGCAGUGCCUGUGGAGCAUCAAGAUGGUGGUGCUGGUGAAGCCCGAGCACGAGCGGCGCAUCAGCCACGUCCACACCUCCAGCGUCAAAACGGGGAUCGCCAACACGCUGGGGAACAAGGGGGCCGUGGGCGUCUCCUUCCUGUUCAACGGGACCUCCUUCGGCUUCGUCAACUGCCACCUGGCCUCCGGCAGUGAGAAGACCCACAGGCGGAACCAGAACUACAGCGACAUCCUGCGCUCCCUGGCGCUGGGCGACAAGCGGCUCAGCGCCUUCGACCUCACGCUGCGCUUCACCCACCUCUUCUGGUUCGGGGACCUCAACUACCGCCUCGACAUGGACGUGCAGGACAUCCUGACCCACGUCACCAAGAAGGAGUUUGACAUCCUGCUGGCCGUCGACCAGCUCACCCUGGAGCGGGAGAAGAACAAGGUGUUCCUGCAGUUCAGAGAGGGUGACAUCUCCUUCCCACCCACCUACCGGUACGAGCGGGGCUCCCGGGACAGCUACAUGUGGCAGAAGUUCAAGACCACGGGGAUGAGGAUCAACGUCCCCUCGUGGUGCGACCGCAUCCUCUGGAAGUCGCACCCCGAGACCCACCUGGUCUGCAACUCCUACGGCUGCACCGACGAUAUUGUCACCAGCGACCACUCGCCCGUCUUCGCCACCUUCGAGGUGGGCGUGACGUCGCAGUUCGUGCCCAAGAACGCUCCCGGCAGCAGCCCCGAGCCCCUGGCCUGCAUCGAGUGGGAGAGCAUCGAGGUGAUCGUGAAAACCGCCAGCCGCAGCAAGUGCUACAUCGAGUUUCACUCCUACUGCCUGGAGGAGGCUCAGCGGAGCGGGGAGAACAGCUCCCAGAGCUGCGACGUCCCCGGCUUCCUCAAGAUGGGCUGGUCGGCCAAGCAGCUGCCCGUGCUGAACCCCAUCCUGCCGGACCUGGAGUACCUGGGGGACCAGCACCUGCUCCUCAGCAUCAAGGGCGUGGAGAGCUGCGAGUCCUACGGCGAGUGCUGCAUCGCGAUGAGGUCGAUGAUCGGCAGCAUGGCCCAGCAGUUCGAGACCUUCCUCUUCCACCGAGGCGAGGAGACGGGCUCCAUGCGGGGCUGGAUGAAGGUCCGGGUCCCCAAGGAGAGACACAGCACCCGCGAGAGGCUCUACGAGUGGAUCAGCUUUGAGGAGGAGGACGAUGCUCCGGCAGCGGACACCCCGACGUGCCCCAAGCCACCUCUCAGGAGCCGGCCCCACAGCCUCCCGGAGGCCAGCAGCUACACCAACCCAGCCUACUUCAUCUUCGAGGGGCUCCCCACCACGUGGGCGCUGGGCACCGGAGAAGCCCCCAACACGCAGGCGGAGAGCCCGACGGGGGGCCAGCGGCGCCGGAGCCCCCUCAGGGCACGGGUCCCCUCGCCCUCGCCCCGCGGGUGCCUGCUCAGCCCCCCUGGCGUGGGCAGGCAGAAGCGACCCAAGUCGGCCAUCCUGGAGAGGGAUGCGCCAGCAAUGGGCGACUGCUCGCUGACGGCGCUGCACAUGGCCACCUGCCUGAGCCAGCUGGACCGGCUGGCCCCCGGGCGUGCAGGGGACAGCCACAAGGUGCUGCUGCGCCAGACCCACAGCGCCCUGGAGCCGCCCCCCCGGCGCUCCCCGGGGGUGCCGGGGCGCACCACGGAUGCUCGCCAGCACGGCCACCCUGGAGAGUGGCCCUGCGACAGGUCCCGCAGCGCUGGCGUGGGGCCGGGCCACCUCGGCGUGCAGCAGUACGAGGAGGGGCUGUGCACCCACGGCUGGGACGGCCCCGAGUUCUUCAGGUACCCCCCAGCCCUGGAGCUGGCAGCAGGGGGCUCAGAGCACACCAGCACCACUGCCCCCAGGGUCCCUGGCAGAGCCCCGCGCCCUGGGGGGAACGAGAGGUGAGCCUCAGGGCAGGGCAGGGCGCAGGAGGCCGGGGGUGCACCCGCCGUGUCCCCAGGUCCUCGUGGAGGCCUGGGGGGGUCCCCGCUCCCUCUCGGUGGCUUCCCGGCAGGGGCUCUCUCUGGCCACAUGUGUAGGGAUGGCACCGAGCGGGACCUGCUGGAAGCUGGGGGGCUCAGCCCUGCCCACCGCAACGCCACUCCAUGGUGAGGUGCUUGGGAACCCCUCGGGGAGCCUGCAGCACAGAGCCCGCCUCAAGCCUAGAGCCUAGACCCAGACGUGUGGGACUGGGAACAUCCCACAGGGGUUCUGUCGCCCACCUCGCCUGGACACAGCCAGCACCCAGGACUGGACCUCCUGGCCAUGUGCCCGACCUGCCUGGGCCCACCAGUGGGGGACUGGUGUGCCUCAGCUGGACAGCCUCGGGAAGUGGACAUGGGGAUGGAUGCUCUCCGGGUGUCGCCGCACGUCCCCGGCCUCCCUCCCCUCCCCAAAGCAAUGGAAGGACCCUGCUGAGCCCCCCCAGAGAGGAGGACAGGGGACAUGGGGCUAACGGAGGCCGCUCAGGAGGUGGGGACUGCUGGAUGCUUUGGACCUGGAGGCCCUGAGCACCCUCGUGCCUCGGCCGCGUCAGCCGCUCCCUCGUCCCGCCGCUCAGCCUGGCUGGGCCCACGUUCCCUGAGGAUUUCUCCUCCAGCAGCUGCUCCCGGGGCUGCGUUCGGUUUCUGUACGAGGUGCACCUUGCUGCUCCCACCUGCAAUAAAGUCUCAGGGUUCGGAGGA
Molecule: messenger RNA, 4681 nt
Organism: Cygnus atratus (black swan)
Lineage: Eukaryota; Metazoa; Chordata; Aves; Anseriformes; Anatidae
Product: phosphatidylinositol 3,4,5-trisphosphate 5-phosphatase 2-like
Exons: 27
Coding region: 558-3902 (1114 amino acids)
Biological process (GO): phosphatidylinositol dephosphorylation
Molecular function (GO): phosphatase activity
Source: RefSeq, a predicted model, not a curated record